AAGGGCUUAUUUCAUGCUGUGAGCGGUGUUGGCAGCAGUGAGGUGCUUGUGGAGCCUCUGGGUGCUGUCCCUGCUGUGUGCUCAGCGCUCUGGGGCUCCCUUUGCCUGUCCCAGGGCGCGAUGUCGGCGCGGCGCGCGCUGAAGGCCGUGCUGGUGGAUCUCAAUGGAACCCUCCACGUCGAGGACUCGGCCGUGCCGGGAGCCCAGGAGGCCCUCAAAAGGCUGCGCAGUGCCCCGGUGACCGUCCGGUUUGUGACAAACACCACCAAGGAGAGCAAGAGGGACCUGCUGGAGAGGCUGACAGGGCUGGGCUUCGACAUCGCUGAACAUGAGAUCUUCACCUCCCUGACAGCAGCCAGGAACCUCCUGGAGCAGCAGCAGGUGCGGCCCCUGCUCCUGGUGGAUGAUAAGGCCCUGCCUGAUUUCACAGGGAUUGGCACGGAUAACCCCAAUGCAGUGGUGGUGGGACUGGCUCCUGAGCACUUCCACUAUGAGAUGAUGAACAGAGCCUUUCGAUGUGCAAAGCAGGAAAGGUUACGGAAGUGUCUGUGCCCACUAACCCACUGCUCUCCUGCUGUGUCCCAGGACUGCAGGGAUGAUGUUGGUGGUGCCCAGCAGGCAGGCAUGCGGGGGAUUUUGGUAAGGACGGGUAAAUACCGUCCAGCAGAUGAAAACAAAAUCAACCCAGCUCCCUACUUAACCUGUGAGAGUUUCCCAGAGGCAGUGGAACAUAUCCUGAAGCAGAUGCUGUGAGAAAGGGAACAGCUAGCUUGAAGAAACUUCUGUUUCACACCAUUUCCUUCAUUCUUGCUUCAGAAAUCGAGGUCCCAAGAUCAGUGCAUGCAUGGCAUCCAUCAGAGACCACCCUGGGCUGUGAGGGGCAGGGGAUCCUUGUGGGCCCAGCACAGUCACACACACAGGGAGUGGUGGCAAAAUUUUCUUAUUUUCACUUUUCAAAGAAUAACUGAUGAAAAGUCACGUCUGGGAAGGGUCACCUUCUGCAGAGUAAGUUAAACUGAAAACAGUCAAGUAAACAAAGCUCAAACACCAACAGAGCCUCAGUGGGCCUGUAGUGAUUUCACUGACGUCUCUGUUCUGCUCUGACUUAAACGUAGAGAUUAUGCACGUUUAGAAGUGAUUCUGAAAUGAAAUUAUCAUCGUUGCUUAAUAAUAACUACUGUGGCUGUCUUUCAUUAGAACAGAUCCUGUUAUUUGCUUUUCAAAUUUUACAUAAAAUUAAAAACUGUCAGCAUUUUACAGAUGUUUUAAUUAGAUGCUGUUAUUAAAAAGAAUGAUGCAGAAACAAAACUCUGGUAUUAAAUGCCUUAGAGACUGUGACUUUUUAAAAUUAGGCUUCAGCAGGGCCCUAUUAAUGCUACAGUUGCAAAAUUUCACUGUUGUUGGGGAUUUUUUUGUUUCUUUUUAAUGUUAUGGAAAAAAUCCUUCACAAGCCAUGGGGACAGAUUCCAGUUUUUACAGUUGGUUAGCAGAGUUGUAAAAUGAAAUUUAAUUCUGUAGCGUGCAAUGCUUUUCCUAUGCACUACAUCCCCCAAUAUGAACCAACUUCGUAAUGACGGUAAAUGGCUUUUCUGGUCCAUUUGCAAACUGUAAUAAUCAAAGUCCUUUACAGUUGUUUUACAGUGCUCCUGUGUGUUAAAUUAUUAGAUUGUAAUUAUGCAUUACUGGAGUAUUAACCUUAUUGAAAAUACAGUUUUGUGUUAAUGAGCCAUGCUCGUUCUUGUUAAACAAAACCAUGGUGAUGAAUGAA
Parus major (Great Tit) is the source of this 1768-nucleotide messenger RNA. It is a transcript of the gene HDHD2, whose product is annotated as haloacid dehalogenase like hydrolase domain containing 2. Bases 121 to 753 code for a protein of 210 amino acids. Lineage: Eukaryota; Metazoa; Chordata; Aves; Passeriformes; Paridae. The record is from RefSeq and is a predicted model, not a curated record. The transcript is spliced from 5 exons. Gene Ontology annotation, molecular function: phosphatase activity.